Molecule: messenger RNA, 2103 nt
Organism: Paramisgurnus dabryanus
Lineage: Eukaryota; Metazoa; Chordata; Actinopteri; Cypriniformes; Cobitidae
Product: sodium- and chloride-dependent GABA transporter 2-like
Biological process (GO): sodium ion transmembrane transport; amino acid transport; nitrogen compound transport
Cellular component (GO): cell projection; plasma membrane
Molecular function (GO): gamma-aminobutyric acid:sodium:chloride symporter activity
Source: RefSeq, a predicted model, not a curated record
CACAUGACUCAUUUGGGGAUCGCUGAGAAAUUGGCGAUCUGGAUAUCAGGACUCUACAGAAGCGCUGGAAACACUUUAAAGCUAUGAGCGGAUCAGAAGGAAAGAUACAGGAGAGAGGAUACUGGGGGAGUAAAGCAGAGUUUAUUCUGUCUGUAGCAGGAAUUGUGAUUGGUCUGGGUAAUGUUUGGAGAUUUCCAUACCUUUGCUACAAGAAUGGAGGAGGUGCGUUUCUGAUACCCUACCUGGUAUUUGUGGUUACCUGUGGGGUUCCUCUGUUCCUGCUAGAGACGGCAAUGGGACAGUACACAAGGGAAGGUGGAAUUACAUGUUGGCAUCGCCUCUGUCCAUUAGCUGAGGGUAUUGGUUUUGCAGGACAGCUGUUGGUGCUGUACAGCUGCAUUUAUUACAUCAUCAUUCUGGCCUGGGCGCUUUUCUACCUCUUCUUCUCUUUUAGCUCUCAACUGCCAUGGGCCAGCUGUAACAACACCUGGAAUACAGAUGACUGUGUUAAUCUUGCUGCAAAUAAUCCCCUGAACUGGACAACAAAAAUAAAUUCUACCUCUGCAACUACUGAGUUCUGGGAACACAGAGUGCUGUCUCUCUCUGGUGGUAUUGAACAGAUGGGUAAAAUCAACUGGGAGAUUCUUCUGUGUCUCAUUGCAAUGUGGAUCAUAUGUUAUUUCUGUGCCUGGAAAGGAGUCAAAUCUACAGGGAAGGUGGUGUAUUUCACAGCCACAUUUCCUUAUGUGAUGCUAGUGGUGUUGUUAAUUCGUGGGUUGACUCUUCCUGGAGCCCUUCAGGGGAUCAGGUUUUACCUGUACCCUGAACCGUCCCGUCUCUCUGACCCACAGGUUUGGAUGGAGGCAGGAUCUCAGAUCUUUUUUUCUUAUGGUUUGUGUACAGCCUGUCUCACUGUAUUAGGCAGCUACAAUAAAUACAACAACAACUGCUACAGGGACUGCUUGUGGCUUUGCCUUCUGAACAGUGGUACCAGUUUUGUGGCUGGCUUUGCUGUGUUCUCAGUGCUGGGUUUCAUGGCCCAUCAGCAGGGCGUCCCCAUUGAGAUGGUGGCAGAAUCAGGUCCAGGUCUAGCAUUCAUAGCUUAUCCACAGGCUGUAGCUUUGAUGCCUUUCCCUCAGUUGUGGGCUGUAUGUUUCUUCAUCAUGAUUAUUUUGCUGGGCCUAGAUACACAGUUUGUUGCGAUGGAGGUUUUUAUGACGUCUGUGACAGACCAGUUCCCCAUGGUGCUGCGCAAAGCUGGACGACGAGAAAUCUUUCUCCUGCUCUUCUGUCUUGGCUGCUUCUUUAGUCAACUUAUCAUGGUUACUGAGGGGGGGAUGUAUGUAUUCCAGUUGUUUGACUACUAUGGUUACAGUGGAGCAAGUCUUCUUUUCAUUGCUGUCUUUGAAUCUCUAGCCAUGGGUUGGAUCUAUGGUGCUGAGAGGAUGUUUGACAUCAUUGAAGACAUGACAAAGACACGACCCAACUACAUAUUCAUGCUGUGCUGGAAAUACCUGACUCCUUUUGUGUCCCUGGUGUCUCUUGUCUGCUCUCUGGUACAGUACAAGCCCCUGACAUAUAACCGCUGGUAUGUGUACCCAGACUGGGCGUAUGCACUUGGCUGGUUACUGGCCUUGUCCUCCAUUUUGCUGGUUCCUGUAUGGGCACUGGGCAGACUGAUUACUGAAAAAGGGAGCCUAAAUCAGCGCUGGCAUCACCUGUGUACUCCAGAUACAACCCUCCCUCUCACCUGUAAGCAGCUGGCUGAAAUACAGCAAAAAAAUUGUGCUGAAGAAAUGGAAGACUUAGUCAAGACAGAGGAAACUAACAAAAGUAUUCAAGAGAUUUGUGUUUAAUAAAAUCUUUCUUCAUUACUAAGCUUAAGGGUUAGCCUCUUAGACUCAAUGGGGUGGUUUUCCAGACAGGGUUUAUGUUAGUCCCAGACUAAAAUGCAUGUUUGAAAUGCCCUGAAAACUACUUAAAUGUCCUUACCAGAUGACUUGAAAAGCUGUGCGAUAGGAAUUAACUUCUGCCUUGCAUUUCUUGUAUAGCUACUUGUGAUUUUUCUGUCAUUAAAACCAUUCUCAUAUAGAGUAACACAGG